Messenger RNA from Dioscorea cayenensis subsp. rotundata (Guinea yam), 2116 nucleotides. RefSeq lists its product as uncharacterized. Bases 235 to 597 code for a protein of 120 amino acids. The record is from RefSeq and is a predicted model, not a curated record. Lineage: Eukaryota; Viridiplantae; Streptophyta; Magnoliopsida; Dioscoreales; Dioscoreaceae. The transcript is spliced from 3 exons.
GAAUAAAAAUACAAUUUUUCUCUGGCGAACUCCAAUGGCAAAACCCUAGGCCGCGAUUCCAUAAACCCUUGCUUUUAAUCUUCAAUUCCUCUUUUUGGCUUGAUCUCCUCCUUGUUCUCUCGCUUCGGAACGGAGUCUUGGGUGGAUUUGAUGUCUCAGUGCUGAUCCGAAGCCUCCUCUCCAUUCGUUCCCAUUCAAUUCGGUUUUUCACUGUGAAUGUGAGAAGAAGAGGUGAUGUUCGCGACAGCGGUGCGUUUCAUGGCGAAGAAGGGGAAGCCAAAGAUGAAACCCAUAGAGCUAAAGACGCCUCCUGAGCAAACCCAGACCAUCACCCGCACCAUCUUCGACAUCGUCAAGGAACACGGCCCCCUCACUAUCUCCGAUACCUGGCAACAUCUCAAGGAGGUAGGUGUGAGAGGGCUGACAAGCAAAAGACACAUGAAAAUUCUGCUAAGAUGGAUGAGGGAAAGGCAAAAACUAAGGCUCAUCUGUAACCAUGACGGUCCUCACAAACAGUUUCUUUAUACAACCUGGUUUACCAAUCCCAAGAUCAUGCCGCCGAGGCCCAGAACCAAAAGUGCAUCCUCUCAGCCAUAACUGAUAACACCAGAAAGCUAAGAAUGUGUUUCUCCAUUUAACUUUCUCAUUCCUUGUUGUCUUGUGCUUCUAAAUCAACCUCAUGCAAUUAGCUUUAAAUUUUCAUUUCUUCAAUGUGUUGAGGUUGAAGUUAGCAAGUCGGCAUGGUUGUAGAUUGUCUUAGAUAUUCUAAAUGCCAGUUCCUUCUGCUGCCACUCAGGUGCUCAUGUCAUGUAGUCUGGUUGUUCCAAUGGAAAAUCAGUAUCCUUCUGUUAUUCGUGAGAUGUUUCUUGCAUUUGAGUUUUGGUGCUUGUAAAUCAUGUGGUUUUCCCCGAAAAAUAGUACUAUUUCUUCUUUGUUAUGCCUCCUAUUUUGAAAGGGCUGCCCAUGUUAAUAAAAGAAAAAAAUGAUCACUAUUAAUAAACCAAAAAAAAAAAGGUUGGUUGGUUGUUCAUCUCUGUCACUAAGGACCUGUUUGGUUCCUAGAAGUGAGUUUGGAAGCGAUGGAAGUGGCUUCUAAACACUUGGGUCUGCUUGGUUGUUCAUUAUUUAUCAUGUGGCUUCUUAUAGUUGCAUGCUUAUCAUAAAUGUAUCAGUGAUUUGUUUUUCUACUUCAAAUAUGGGUUCAUAUCAUUACAGGCACCAACCCUAAUUUAUAUUACACCGCAUUCAGUUUGAACCGGGCAAUGAACAGUGUUAUAAACAUAUAUACUCUAUAGAUGGCAACUCAUAGUUGUUAAUUCGUUAGCAAGCAUGAUUUAUGAAACUUGCAGAAGCACGGUUAUAAUGCUAUAGUCAUAAUAUCAGAGACCUUGAGGUAGGAGAAACUAUUUGAUAAUCUUAGUGAAACUAUUUGAUAAAGUAGAAAAUUAUGUGGGUUUGUUCUAUGUUCUUAGAUACAUUUAUUUCAUGAACUAAUGGCUUUGUUUCUUGAAAUUCAAAUGUAUCAAGUUUCUUGAUUGUUCACAAAAAUCCAAUUACAUGAAAUCAUGAAUUUUUCUCUGAUAUCUUCCCGCUAACGUUCUUCAGAUGAUAUUUUGUCUGAAAAAUGUUUCUUGAAAACAUUAUCAAGAGCUAAUGAAAGAAUUUAAUCUUGAUUCAAGUCUUGUUUUCUGAUGACAGGCCAAGAGACCUGGUGGAAGCAGACUUGUUCAUCUGCUACAGCAGAGUUCAAUUGCGAAAAUCUGUCGCCACAAAAACCGAUUGGCUGGUUAUUCAUUUCCAGAACUUGUUAAACUUCUUGGAAUGAUUCAAAAUUGUUUUUUAUACAUUGCAACAGAUGUAUUUUUAUGCCAACGACCUUCGGGUCUAUUGGUACGCGGGUCGCCGAUAGAGCUCUCAUCGAGUGGUGAAAGUUUGAUUCUCGGCUGAGGGUAUAUUUCUGGGAGUUGUGAAUAGUAGUUGUGUACAAGUGGUUUCAGCGCCCACGUGAGCACGGUCCUGUCCUCACUUGUUCCACCGAGACUUGUGCACCUCUCUGAGGUCUCUAGUUGGUUCGCCCGCUGUUCUUCCCAAAAAAAAAAACACCUCUUCCCACAAA